AUGCUUAAUAGCUGGAAGGCGGCAAUAUGGGGGUCGAUUGAAAAUGACAAAAGGGGUGAUAUGUUGUCUGAAUGGGCCGCAGACCUAGAUUUGGUUUCACUAAAUCAUGGAAAUACUCCUACUUUUUCCCGAGGAAACAGUUCAUCACAUAUAGAUGUCACCUUUGUCUCAAAUGAUAUAAACAAAAUGUUUGGGAGUUGGCAAGUACUGGACCAAGAAACAUUGUCUGAUCACAAUUACAUCUUCUUUGAGAUACCGUCUUUAGAAACACAAAAAGUAGCUCCUGAAAAAAUUAUUAAAGGAUGGAAAAUAGAAGAAAAGAAAAUCCAAUACUUCAUAUCUGAGAUAAAACAAAAAAUACGAGAAGAAACAGACACCCUAAACCCUCAAGGUCUCAUGGCGGCUAUUAAAAAGGCUUGUCAACGCACAUUUCAGCCCACAUACAACUAUAGUGGAAAGAGAAAACCAGUAUACUGGUGGUCAUCACAGAUCAGUGAGGCCAGAAAAGAAUGUCUUUGUAAAAAGAGAUACAUGACAUGUGCAAACAGAAUAUCCGGAAGCACAGUCGAAGAAAGAGAGAAAGCAAGAGCCGAAUAUAAAGAAAAAAGAAAUUACUUGAAAAAAAUGAUAAAAGACGCGAAGAAACACUCCUGGAAAACUGUUAUAGAGGAAGUUCAAAACGAUGUUUGGGGAAAAGGCUACCAAAUAGUGACAAAAAGAUUUCUACUAAGACCGAAAACAGAAAUCUCACAGGAUAUCAUACUUAAGGAAGCAAGUGGACUAUUUCCAAAAUAUGAAAUACCCCCUUGCCGAAUAUUGACAUGGUGA
Diorhabda sublineata is the source of this 828-nucleotide messenger RNA. RefSeq lists its product as uncharacterized. The coding region runs from base 1 to 828 and encodes 275 amino acids. The transcript has a single exon. NCBI's taxonomy places the organism in Eukaryota, Metazoa, Arthropoda, Insecta, Coleoptera, Chrysomelidae. The record is from RefSeq and is a predicted model, not a curated record. Gene Ontology annotation, molecular function: catalytic activity.